AUGAUUCCCGUUGAAGCCCUCAGCAAACAGCCUGCUACAGCCACUGUAUUGAGAUACCUGGAUAAGUUUCUAUCUGACAAGCAAACGUACAAUAUCAUAGUGAGAGGGAAUGCGAGCGGACUCUAUGGAUUGGAAGAUGGCGCUCUUCGGGGGGAGGUAGAAGUACGCGGGCGCGGUACGGAGCCAGCGUUACUCAACGACUUGCACUCAACGCUGCCGCCUGCCGCGCCCGAAACCCUGCACACCAUCUCGCUCGUCCUCAAAGGCCUGGUUUUCAUCAUCAUCAUCCUCGGAGCGCUGCUCGGGAACGCCCUCGUCAUCAUAUCUGUCCACCGACACAGGAAGCUUCGCGUCAUCACCAACUACUACGUCGUCAGCCUCGCAGUCGCCGACAUGCUGGUGGCAUUGUGCGCGAUGACAUUCAACGCGAGCGCUGAGUUGACAGAUGCCUGGCUGUUCGGGCCUCUAGUCUGUGAUAUCUUCAAUUCCCUCGAUGUAUACUUCUCCAGCGCUUCUAUCCUCCAUCUGUGCUGUAUAUCCGUUGAUAGGUACUACGCUAUCGUCCGGCCUUUAGAGUACCCAGUAACGAUGACACACAGAACUGUUUGUUUUAUGCUCGCCAAUGUUUGGUUAUGGCCAGCAUUCAUUAGCUUCGUUCCAAUAUUCAUGGGAUGGUAUACGACGGCGGAACAUCGGCACUACAGAAAAAUGCAUCCAGAUGUUUGUAUAUUCAAAGCCAAUAUGGUGUAUGCGAUUAUAUCGUCGAGCGUUUCCUUUUGGAUACCGAGUAUAGUCAUGAUAUCAAUGUACUGUAAGAUAUUUAGAGAAGCGGUCCGGCAAAGGGAAGCUUUGACGAGAACGUCGUCGAAUAUUCUUCUAAAUUCUGUCCAUAUAAAGCAUACAUCGCACAGUGCGCACCAUUCACAUUACUUACACCCCGAUAGAAGGCCGUCAGACAUAAGUCCAAACUAUAGCACUUUUACGGAAGUAGGACCAGAGGAGACUGAAUUUGGUGGAGAAGUUGUGAUGGCGUUAGGAGAUAUUUGUCCAAGCAAAGAAGCAAGUCCAAGAAAAUCAGUGAACAUUAGCUGUGAUACAGCGAGCUCGGGGUAUUGUUCUGGUGGGUCAAACAAGAGAUCUUCAAGCGGACAGCCUCCCAUUGGAUGGAGACCCAGUUGUACAUCAGCUGUUGCAACAAGAGACUUAGCGAGAGCAGCAACAGAGCUAAAUUCUCAAGGUGCCAGUCUUCGUGCAGCCGGCAAGUCGUGGCGAGCUGAACAUAAGGCAGCGCGCACACUGGGCAUCAUCGUUGGUGCAUUCUUGUUGUGUUGGCUACCAUUUUUUCUUUGGUACGUAACAACAAAUGUGUGCGGCGAACCAUGCGAGACACCAGACGUAGUAGUCGGUGUACUAUUCUGGAUCGGCUACUUUAACUCCGCUCUAAACCCACUAAUCUACGCGUAUUUUAACCGCGACUUUCGGGACGCGUUUAAAAACACGCUCAUGUGCGCCCUACCUUGCUGCUUCAGCUGUUGGAAAGAUACGGGUGCGGCGGCUUUUGUGUGAUAAAGAAUAUUUUGUAAGGACUGUAAACUUCGGUGAACAUUAUUUAAUUAUAAUAUUUGUUAUAUUUGAAAUAAAUUUUAUUAUCUCGAGUGUUCUUAAAGCCAAACUUUCAACUCAGUUCUAAAUCUAGUUAAACUAUGCGUAUUUUAACAGCCACUUUCGGAACGCGUUUAAAAUAACGCUCAUGUGCGUACUGUCUUGCUGUAUCAGCUAUUGGAAAGACAGAAGUCGCUUUUAUGUGAUAGACUCGCAUUGUGUAUAUUAUAGGAUUAUUUUAGGUGAUUGAGGACUGUGAAUCUCGUUAAAUAUUAUUUAAUCAGGGUGGAGCCAAACGAGCGUAAUUUCGUGAAAUGUUAAUCGUGGUAUAUUAACAGCAAGAAAAAAGUAAAGCUGGAGUAUCCCAAUUCCUAAGAAAGCCACAGCAUGAACAGAAACCUAGAAUUGGCUAUGGACCAUUAUUUCAACAAUUACACAUUCUCCCACUCCCGUCUAUGUAUAUAUUUGAUAUUUGUGUAUUUGUUAAACAACACGAAUAUUUGUUUAGCAAAGCACGUGAUAUUUAUCCGAGGAACUCAAGAAAUAGGGAUCGACUAGUAACAACAUAUAGAGCCAAUAAUGCAGCAUACCGAAAGUGUAGUCAUGCCAUGUGCAUAAAAAUAUAUAAUAAACUACCCCCAGGCUUACGUCAGUUAACUUCUUUAGCACGUUUCAAAAAAGAUCUUUUUUCGUGGUUGAUAAAUAAAUGUUUU
Messenger RNA from Maniola jurtina (meadow brown), 2315 nucleotides. Its product is annotated as octopamine receptor beta-3R-like. The transcript has 5 exons. Bases 1 to 1566 code for a protein of 521 amino acids. Gene Ontology annotation, cellular component: membrane. The record is from RefSeq and is a predicted model, not a curated record. Gene Ontology annotation, biological process: adenylate cyclase-activating adrenergic receptor signaling pathway. NCBI's taxonomy places the organism in Eukaryota, Metazoa, Arthropoda, Insecta, Lepidoptera, Nymphalidae. Gene Ontology annotation, molecular function: octopamine receptor activity.